AUGGAAAAAGUUGAGGCAGUUGAUAUUAGGGUCAAGAAGUAUUUGGAAUUAGUGGGUUACAAAAAGUGGGCUAGGUCGUAUGCAAAAGUUCACCGAGGAUGGACUUUGACUUCAAACAUUGCGGAGUCAAUAAAUAGAGUGCUUGUAUCAGCUAGAGAACUGACAAUUUAUGACUUUCUUGAGGAAGGUCGAUUACUGUUGUACCAUCCACAGAAUAUAUGUAUACGGUACAUGACAAACAAAAACACUUUAUUGUUUGCAUCAAGGAAAAAAUGCUUAUAUAAUGCAUUUCAAAUAGAUGAGAUACCAUGUGCACAUGCUUGUGCGGUGUUGGAGAAAAAGAAUUUUGACAAGGGUCCAUAUUGUUGUGAUUUGUUUAAACCAAAAACUGUUUUGAAGACAUAUGAUAUUCCAAUCUACCCGUUGUCACACAAAGAAGACUGGAUAAUACCAGAGAGCAUACUUGGUGAAAUAGUGUUGCCUCCAAAAUUCAAAAGACCUCCAGGAAGACCUGCAAAGAAAGAUCAUGAAAAAUCAGGUCGGGAUAUGUUUGGAAAGAAGAAUAUCAACUCAUGCGGUGGUUGUGAGGUUAAGGGUCACAAUAGGGGUUCUUGUAGGAAAUAUCGGAAAUGA
This is a messenger RNA of Capsicum annuum, 633 nucleotides long. RefSeq lists its product as uncharacterized. The coding region runs from base 1 to 633 and encodes 210 amino acids. Lineage: Eukaryota; Viridiplantae; Streptophyta; Magnoliopsida; Solanales; Solanaceae. The transcript has 2 exons. The record is from RefSeq and is a predicted model, not a curated record.